Molecule: messenger RNA, 204 nt
Organism: Xyrichtys novacula (pearly razorfish)
Lineage: Eukaryota; Metazoa; Chordata; Actinopteri; Labriformes; Labridae
Source: the annotation of a GenBank genome assembly
AUGUCAACGUCCGAUUUGGACGUCCACAAGACGUCAGAACUGGACGUCGAAAUGAAGUCCGAAAAAGUUGCGAAAAAAUUCUGCACCUUCAGGAGACGUGAUUUAGACGUCCUGAUUUCGACGGCCAAUUUGGACCGAAAUUGCACGUUAUGUCAACAUCCGAUUCGGAUGUCCACAAGACGUCAGGACUGGACGUCGAAAUGA